AUGCUCUCCAAGAUAGUCUACACGAACAAUGUGAUUUAUGAUGGGGCUUUCAACCAUUUGGUACCAGCUUUGAUGGCUCAGACAGAAAAGAAUCUGCCUGCAAUGCAGCAGUCCUGGGUUCAGUCCUUGGAUUGGGAAGAUCCCCUGGGGAAGGGAAUGGUUACCCACUCCAGUAUUCUUGCCUGGAGAAUUCCAUGGACAGAGGAGCCUGACAGGCUACAGUCCAUGGAAUGCAAAGAAUUGGACAUCACUAAGCGACUAUCACUUUCACUUUUUCAUAACCUCCAGAGGGACGGGAGACUGAAGGUCAGUCACAUGGACAGUCACCCAUGUUAUGUGACCAGCCCACAAUAA
This is a messenger RNA of Rangifer tarandus platyrhynchus (Svalbard reindeer), 354 nucleotides long. The record is from the annotation of a GenBank genome assembly. Lineage: Eukaryota; Metazoa; Chordata; Mammalia; Artiodactyla; Cervidae.